This is a messenger RNA of Micropterus dolomieu (smallmouth bass), 1610 nucleotides long. RefSeq names its product BCL2 like 10 (gene bcl2l10). The transcript has 3 exons. The coding region runs from base 247 to 831 and encodes 194 amino acids. Gene Ontology annotation, biological process: regulation of apoptotic process; extrinsic apoptotic signaling pathway in absence of ligand; intrinsic apoptotic signaling pathway in response to DNA damage. NCBI's taxonomy places the organism in Eukaryota, Metazoa, Chordata, Actinopteri, Centrarchiformes, Centrarchidae. Gene Ontology annotation, molecular function: protein heterodimerization activity; protein homodimerization activity. The record is from RefSeq and is a predicted model, not a curated record. Gene Ontology annotation, cellular component: mitochondrial outer membrane.
AUCUGUCUGUUAGGGUAUUAAGUUAAGUUAACGUUGGCUGUAUUUAGCCUUCGUAGUCGUCCUCCGGCUUGUAAUAACCGAGAGCUAACGUUAACACAAGCUGCGUCUUUGCCAUAUAACGCCAUUUCUGUUGGCGGAGCUCCUAACGUUAACGUUAGCUGCCUUCAACACUUAAACAACUUACAUAACGUUACCUGGUCAAGCUUGUGCUUUGUUUCACACCUGGUUGAAACUAGAGAGCGGAAAAUGUCGUGCGGGCUGUGGAAAGAGACCCUGGCCCUGGCAGAGGACUACCUGUUCCUGUGCUGCAACAGCCCCCGGCCAGCCCCUCCACCUCCCAGCGAGUCAGCCACUGCCAUGAGGCGCCUGGCCCAGGACAUGGAGGCGCAGCACCAGGCUCGCUUUCACUCCCUCGCGCAGACCUUCCUGAGGCAGUGCGGGCCGGACCCCUGCUCCAGCCUCAGGAAGGUGAUGGAGGAGCUGGUGGGGGACGGACACUUGAACUGGGGGAGGGUUGUUUCCCUUUUCACCUUCACUGGGGUGCUGGCCAGACAGCUCCUGGAGCAGAAGGGCACGAAGCCGGGGCUGGACCCUGGGCAGGGGCAGGAACACGGACAGGAAUCUGGAAACUGCAGGGGACUGGCAGAGACCAUAGCUGAUUACCUGGGAGAGGAGAAGAGAGACUGGAUGCUGGAGAAUGAUGGAUGGGAGGGGUUCUGUAAGUUCUCCCGCAGUGCCAGAGAAGUGAGUCUGGAUUCGUCCAUGAAGAAAGCGCUGUUUGCAGCUGCUGGCGUUGGCCUCGCUGGACUCACCUUCCUCCUGGUGCGCUAGCUGGCCUUCCUGAAACACAUGCUAACGUGAUAGCUCAUCCAUGUUCUCCUCCUUUUAUUUGGCACAGUUACGUAGACAUUUUAAAUUCUAAUGUCAAUGCUGUAAAAACAGUGAAUUCAGGGUUGUAAUCUCAUCAAAUUCAUCAACUGAAUGUUUGCACAUCCUCCAACCCCACGCACACAUGCAUUUAAUACUGACAUUUUGUCACUUGCUCCUUAAGAUUGUAAAAAUGAUCUCAAUGCCUUCAGAAAUUUUGGAGUAAGUGACCUCAGUUUGCAUAUCUUAGACAGGUUAAUUAGCAAUUGUUCCGAGUCCUCUUGUUUUCUAAGCUUGUAUUUUCAGCUGUGUAGCUAAAAGACUUUCAGAUUUCAAAUUUCCCAACAGCUUCUGGUUUUGGUUUUAAAAUUGUCUGCUGCCUUUUGUUUACCUGAGUUGUGUAUGUGGUCUAGAGCCAUUCUAGUGUACAAUGUAUAAAUUAAUAUAUUAUAUUUAUAUGAAAUGAAACUGAUCCACAGCUAAUUCAGUUGUUUCAUUGUUUUCAAGUCUGUCCUACAUCCAUGUGAUGUUUACACAGGCUAUAUCCAGGGCUGAUGACCACACGGUGCUAAGAUAUGUUGAAAUCUUUCUCAUAUCAUUCCAACAAACCAGGGACCAAUCUGACUUAGAACAAACCUAUUGCCCCCCCUCCCCCCAGAUCUUAUAUUUUUUACAUUAUUUGUUCUAUUUAUUUGUCACAGUUUUGUUUGUUUGUUUUUUAAAUAAAAACAAAGUAAUCAUGA